UAGACACCCGCCGCCAGGUACAGGCGGAGGCGCUGACGACGCCCGAGUGGAUGCGCGGCCGGGCCGGGGCUCGUGGCUAGUGAGAGCCGAGCAGCCGCCGCCCAGUCCAGCGCAGCAGCCCGCGGGCAGAGCCCAGCGCCGGGGCGGGCAGCCCGCCCGUGCCGCACCGCAGCGCCCUGCCCAUGGCCACUCGGGUGCUGACCAUGAGCGCCCGCCUGGCUCCCAUGCCCGAGGAGCCGGUGUUCGCACAGCUCAAGCCCGUGCUGGGGGCCAGGGAAGCGCCUGUCUUCCCCGGAGAGGACCUGAAGCAGCAGCAGCCGCCGCCGCAACCGCAGCAGCAGCACCAGCACCCGGGGGGCGGCGGAGGGGGCGGCGGCGCGGCCCUGCCGGGCGAGGAGAUGGUGCAGACAAGGUGUGAAAUGGAGAAAUACCUGGCACCUCAGCUUCCACCCGUCCCAGUCAUCUCUGAGCAUAAGAAGUACAGAAGAGAUAGUGCCUCAGUCGUAGACCAGUUCUUCACUGACAGCGAAGGCUUGCCUUACAGCAUCAACAUGAACGUCUUCCUCCCUGACAUCAGCCACCUAAGAACCGGCCUGUACAAAUCCCAGCGGCCCUGCGUCCCCCACAUCAAGACUGAGCCCGUCACCAUCUUCAGUCACCAGAGCGAAACUGCUGCCCCCACUCCUGCCCCUACCCAGGCCCUCCCUGAGUUCACCAGCAUUUUCAGCUCUCAUCAGACGCCCGAUGUGAACAACAUUUUCAUCAAGCAGGAGCUCCCGACCCCUGAUGUCCACCUUUCUGUCACGCCCCAGCAGGGCCAGCUUUACCAACUCCUGAGCUCGCCGGACCUCGACAUGCCCAGUGCUGCCCCUCAGGCAGCCGUCAUGGACUCCCUUAGCAGUGUCUCCAUGCCAUCAGCCAUGUCAGGCCUCAACACCCUCUCCCCGGCUGUCCCACAGACUGCAAUGAAACAGUUCCAGGGCAUUCCCCCAUGCUCCUAUACAAUGCCAAACCAAUUUCUUCAGCAGCAGGCCACCUACUUCCCCCCUUCUCCCCCCAGCUCAGAGCCUGGCAGUCCGGAUAGACAAGCAGAGAUGCUACAGAAUUUAACUCCUCCUCCAUCAUACGCUGCCACUAUAGCUUCCAAGCUGGCAAUUCACAACCCAAAUUUACCUGCAACUCUGCCAAUAACACCCCAGAACAUACAGCCAGUCAGAUACAACAGAAGAAGUAACCCAGAUUUGGAGAAAAGACGCAUCCACUACUGUGACUAUCCCGGCUGCACAAAAGUGUAUACGAAGUCUUCUCACUUAAAAGCACACCUGAGAACUCACACGGAUACUGACACAAUUGCAGCUCGUGGGCCUACACCAAGGUAGGCUCGGGACAAAACUUUGCUUAUUCAUGCGCAUGGGAGCCUAGCCUUCAAAACCCAGAACUUCGUAGGGAUUGCUCCUAAGGAUGGACUUGUGUAGACAAAGGAGGCAAGGGGAGGAAUGCUGAGCUCCCCAACAGCACACUUAAAGCUAUUAGGACAGUUCUGGGAUCUUAAUACAAAACUAGUUGUGCUACCGUAAGAAGACAAUUUUUACUUUACAGUAAAAAGACAAUUACUUAUUUAUUUGACAAAAAAAAAAAAAAAAGGAAGGGGACUACUACCUGUGUUUUUAAAAUGGAGUAUGAGCUUGAACUCUUACCUGCAAACAUCAAUUUAAAGCAAAACAGAAGUUGCGCUUCAAGCAGUUUGCUUAUUGAAGCAGGCUGCCAGCACUAAGGUUGUGCUGUUCAAGUAAUGAGUUUUCACCUAAGUUUAAACCAAAAGUCAAAACAAAAUUUAACGUGAGCUGUGAUCCAGCAAAAUGCUUUGCUGUCUCUGUGGAAACAAGGCUGUGUUUUCAGCUGUUCUGAAUGGAUUGUUAGAUUAUCGUAAGAAAUUGAGUUUCUCCAGGCUAAAUGUUACUAUGGAAAUUUUGUUUUGAUAAAUGAGUUAUCUGUGUUGCACUCACAGUUUUUUUUUUUUAAAGUUCUGAGCAACUCUACUGCUUUAUUUUCAUAAUAGACUAAACAAGAACACUUUAGUAUUUUUGAUACGUAUAGUCACUCAUUACUGACUAGAUUAAUAAGAAUAUUUUUGUGAGACUAUAAACCUGAAUAAUGUCAGACAGUAUAAUACUAUUGGUCUUUAAUAAAUAACCUUUAAGUUGUGUCCGUGCAAUUUAGCCAGCACUUGAGUCUCAGUUUUAAAUGUCACUUGCUAUUUUACAGUAACUAAGAAGAAGAUAAAAGCAAAGUUCGACUCCAAAAAAAUGAGUGUUACUUGGGCAUCAUUGUGUACCACUUUCCCUUUUUAAAAUCAGUGUUUUUGUUGUUUUUUUUUUUUUUUUACCUUCAGUGGUAAUGACUUCAGGGUUUAUGAAGUUAAUGUUUGCACAGAAAUAUAUACACUCCUAAUACAUACUGCAUAGGGUCACUAAUGUUUAUUGUUACCUUCACUUUUUUACCUAUAGAUGUUUGACCUUAGAAAUGUGGAUUAAUGUGUAGAGGUCAGAGAAGCUGAUGUAUUCAUGGAAACAAGAAUGUUGGAGAUAAAAAUCUGGUGAAUUUAAGCAAGCCUAGAAUACAAAGGGUCUUCUGGGGAGGUGAAUGAAGGGAUAAACUGUCUGAAGUGCUAACAUGCAAGAAUGCGAGUCCAUAUCCUGUUACCUGCAUUAUUUCAGAGUUUGGAUUAGUUUAGCUCUCUUGAAUAUUCAUUUAAUACUUGAAGAUUUCCAGUACAGAUUGUAAUCUCUCGCUUAAGAUACGGCUGAAACGUGUCGAUUUACGAGCAGGAUCUCUGACGUACAGAUACCACAUAAAUCAAUCAACUGAAGGUUAGCAUGAAUGGAAACGAUCUCAGGGAAAUGAUGGAGUUACUCUGGGGGCCCUCUGGGCUCCCUCAGGAGUGCAGGGGGAUCUCUCUACCUUGCCUCAAAAGAGGGAGACUUGGUGCUAAACUUCGGGGAGGUGUUUCUUUGUGUGUACAGUCCACUUUGCAUGUACCUAGUCCCCUAGGACUAUGCAUUCAUGCAGUGUUACUAAGUCUUGGUUUUAAUUUAUUAUUAUUUUUAAGACUCUUGUGAAGCUUUUACCUUCAAAGUCUGAAGUAAUUGUCACGUAAUCCAUUUUAAUAAAGUUGUGUGUGAUAUUCUUUCAAAUCCCUUCAGGGAUAGCAGACCUGUUUAUCUGGCUAAACCCGUUCUUUAGUAAUCAUGGACCACUGAAGUUGUUUUCUCCUUAUUCUUAGUUUCUUAACAAUACCUUUCAAAAUUGGCUGCAGUCUCUCUCUCUCAUCCCAACCAGCCCCCGCCCUUCUUAGCAAUCUGUCAUCUUAAAAUAAAAGAGCCUGCAGCAAAGUUUGUCUGCCAUUAAAAGUCAAGACAGACCUUAUGGUUUUCCUUUUGUAUUGGAAAAUCUCAGCCUUUUCAAAGUAUUUAUUUAGCAGUCUUUCUCUUCUGAAUGGCUUUCACCAGGUCUAAAAGAUGUUCUUUGAGAACAAACUUCAGGGAAAUGUUAUUUUUGAUAGGUGGA
Messenger RNA from Phasianus colchicus (ring-necked pheasant), 3567 nucleotides. It is a transcript of the gene KLF5, whose product is annotated as KLF transcription factor 5. Gene Ontology annotation, biological process: cilium assembly; regulation of transcription by RNA polymerase II. The record is from RefSeq and is a predicted model, not a curated record. NCBI's taxonomy places the organism in Eukaryota, Metazoa, Chordata, Aves, Galliformes, Phasianidae. Gene Ontology annotation, cellular component: microtubule organizing center. Gene Ontology annotation, molecular function: DNA-binding transcription factor activity, RNA polymerase II-specific; RNA polymerase II cis-regulatory region sequence-specific DNA binding.